Messenger RNA from Bipolaris maydis ATCC 48331, 1242 nucleotides. RefSeq lists its product as uncharacterized. Lineage: Eukaryota; Fungi; Ascomycota; Dothideomycetes; Pleosporales; Pleosporaceae. The record is from RefSeq and is a predicted model, not a curated record.
AUGUUGAGCCGCGAUAAGAGACUUUCCAAGCGAAUGCACGAAGCCGAUCCAGCUCUAAAGGAUUCUGACAUGAAUAUGUUGUCUUAUGCACGCAAGCUCUUCUAUUUUCGACAUUUGGCGAAUGGUGGCAUCGGACUAGGCUCCGUCUUCGUCCAAACGAGCGAAGAUGCGCCAGGUUUUCUAGAAGCAGUCGUAAUGGCUCGCGAUUUCGAGAGUACCGAUCCCAGAGAUAAGAUCUUCGCAUUAUGGAAUCUCGCUCAAGAUAAGACCGGCCUAGACUUCAAGCCUCAUUACACAGAGCCGUAUGAACGCAUCUACGCUGAUUUUGCUCGAGCCUGGAUAAACCAGAAGCAUUCGCUAGAUAUAUUGGGAGCAGUGGAAGCGUCAGAAAGUAGCUGUUCCUUUUACAGAAAAACGCCAUCUUGGGCGCCGGAUUGGAGUGUACCUACUCAAGCCAGCUGUCUUGUACGCAAGGACUACAUUCCAAUGAAAUUUAUCUCGAUAGUAGACGACCAGCAAGGAAGGUUGUACGUCGCAGAUGGUGACACCACACACGACACAUUCGAAGAACCCUUCCUCCGUUUCCAGGACAACUUGCUACAUUGCACUGGACUCAUCAUAGAUCAAGUUGGGACCAUCUUACAAGAACCUCCACAGCUAUCAGGUGAAACAGAACAUUUCCAAUACGCUGGCUCUGAACGGAAAUUCUACUGCUGGACUAUCGAACUUACCCAGCAUUUCCGAAACUUCGGUUCAAGCAUCUACGACGAUCCCCUACGAGCAGCUUGGGCAAUGUGCCAUGGCGAUAACACUGCUGCAUGGCCACCUAACCCUGGCUUCACGCCCCCUCUCGGCUAUCCAUACACAUGCCAGACAAAGCUCUCAAAACACAUUUCCUCAUGGGCGCAUGGAUACCGCAAAUCUGAAGCCCGGAACGUAGUCAGACAAGUCUUGCGCGGUCGGCGACCAUUCAUAUCAAACACCGGAUAUAUGGGCUUGAUACCUACAUACAUUGCUGAUCAAUGGUCGGAAAUAGGAGGACAGUGCCAUCUCGCUGUUAUAGCCGGAUGCUCUGUUCCACUCAUUCUACAGGAAAAAGACGAUGAGACGUAUACGGUUCUUGGGACGUGCUUUGUGCAGGGGUGGAUGGAGGGCGAGUGGAUAGAGACGAUGAUGGGGGCGGAGUCGCCGGCGGAGUUUUGGACGGGUAUGAGGGGUGUAGCGAUGCUGAGAAUAGUGUGA